GAAAGCAAGGGCACACCCACUUUGCUACGGUGGCCUGAAAGGUGCGAGGCUGGGGCGUAAUAGAAUUGAUCAUUUCUGAACUUCACAGUCGUGAUGUCUUUCAAGAGGGAAGGCGAUGAUUGGAGUCAACUCAAUGUGCUCAAAAAACGAAGAGUCGGAGACCUGCUGGCCAGUUACAUCCCAGAGGAUGAGGCGUUGAUGCUCCGGGAUGGACGCUUUGCUUGUGCCAUCUGCCCUCACCGACCGGUCCUGGACACUUUGGCCAUGCUGACUGCCCAUCGUGCAGGCAAAAAGCAUCUGUCUAGCCUGCAGCUUUUCUACGGCAAGAAGCAGCCAGGAAAUAGAAAGGAGCAGAACCCAAGACAGCAGAGUGAAUCAAGACGGGAAGAGGCCAACGCUGAGGCCCCUCUGUUAGCCCAGACUCGCCUCAUCACCCAGAACGCUCUGCACAGAGCUCCUCACUACAGCAGCUGCUGCCGCCGGAAGUCCAGACUAGAAGCCACCCAGCCCUCUGCCUCCCAUUCUCCUUUGCCACCCCCAGAGGUUGAACUCCAAAGGGAGAAGAUCAGUAGGGACCCUGGGCCAGUGGCUGGCACCCAGACCGAGGAGUCAGCAGCUGUUAAGAGUCAGGAGUCAUCCCCUGUACCUCUGAGCCCUGCAAGAAAGCGCGCCCUGGACCAUUACCUCAAACUUCGCAGCUCUGGAUGGAUCCCAGAUGGACAAGGCCGAUGGGUAAAAGAUGAGAAUGUUGAGUUUGAUUCUGAUGAGGAGGAGCCCCCAGGCCUCCCCUUGAGCUGACACCCUCUCUCCCCAUUCACUUCACAAAUAAACUGCACCAGGUGCUGGGCGCCUGACUUUCCUCAA
Erinaceus europaeus (western European hedgehog) is the source of this 864-nucleotide messenger RNA. It is a transcript of the gene SCNM1, whose product is annotated as sodium channel modifier 1. The transcript is spliced from 7 exons. Gene Ontology annotation, cellular component: nucleus. Gene Ontology annotation, biological process: RNA splicing. The coding region runs from base 94 to 798 and encodes 234 amino acids. The record is from RefSeq and is a predicted model, not a curated record. NCBI's taxonomy places the organism in Eukaryota, Metazoa, Chordata, Mammalia, Eulipotyphla, Erinaceidae.